Molecule: messenger RNA, 2430 nt
Organism: Cynocephalus volans (Philippine flying lemur)
Lineage: Eukaryota; Metazoa; Chordata; Mammalia; Dermoptera; Cynocephalidae
Gene: USP14
Product: ubiquitin specific peptidase 14
Exons: 16
Coding region: 185-1669 (494 amino acids)
Biological process (GO): protein deubiquitination; proteasome-mediated ubiquitin-dependent protein catabolic process; regulation of proteasomal protein catabolic process
Molecular function (GO): protein binding; cysteine-type deubiquitinase activity; proteasome binding
Source: RefSeq, a predicted model, not a curated record
CGAUCUGCGUGUUGCUGCGUCAUCGCCAGUGGCCGGUUUGAAUGAGACUCGUCGCGCCCGAGCCGCCGCCACCACCGCGCCUCCGCCCCAGCCUCCGACACCGCAGCUGCUUCUGGUCUCCUUCCCCGCGCCGCCCUCGCCAGGCCCAGCCCUCCUGCGCCGCCGCCUCCCCUCGCGCCCCGCCAUGCCGCUCUACUCCGUGACUGUCAAAUGGGGAAAGGAGAAAUUUGAAGGUGUAGAAUUGAAUACUGAUGAACCUCCAAUGGUGUUCAAGGCUCAGCUUUUUGCAUUGACUGGAGUACAACCAGCCAGACAGAAAGUUAUGGUGAAAGGAGGAACAUUGAAGGAUGAUGAUUGGGGAAACAUCAAAAUAAAAAAUGGAAUGACUCUACUAAUGAUGGGGUCAGCAGAUGCUCUUCCCGAAGAACCCUCAGCUAAAACUGUCUUUGUAGAAGACAUGACAGAAGAACAGUUAGCGUCUGUCAUGGAAUUACCAUGUGGGUUGACAAACCUUGGUAACACUUGUUACAUGAAUGCUACAGUUCAAUGUAUUCGUUCUGUGCCUGAACUCAAAGAUGCCCUUAAAAGGUAUGCAGGUGCCUUGAGAGCUUCAGGGGAAAUGGCUUCAGCACAGUAUAUUACUGCAGCCCUUAGAGAUUUGUUUGAUUCCAUGGAUAAAACUUCUUCUAGUAUUCCACCCAUUAUUCUCCUACAAUUUUUGCACAUGGCUUUCCCACAGUUUGCGGAGAAGGGUGAACAAGGACAAUAUCUUCAACAGGAUGCUAACGAAUGUUGGAUACAAAUGAUGCGGGUAUUGCAACAGAAAUUGGAAGCCAUAGAGGAUGAUUCUGUUAAAGAGACAGAUUCCUCAUCUGCAUCAGCAGUGACACCUUCUAAGAAGAAAAGCCUAAUUGAUCAGUUCUUUGGUGUUGAGUUUGAAACUACCAUGAAAUGUACAGAAUCGGAAGAAGAAGAAGUCACCAAAGGAAAGGAAAAUCAGCUUCAACUUAGCUGUUUUAUCAAUCAGGAAGUCAAGUAUCUUUUUACAGGACUUAAAUUGCGACUUCAGGAAGAAAUCACAAAACAGUCUCCAACAUUGCAAAGAAAUGCUUUGUACAUCAAAUCUUCCAAGAUCAGCCGGCUACCUGGUUACUUAACUAUUCAGAUGGUUCGAUUUUUUUAUAAAGAGAAGGAAUCUGUGAAUGCCAAAGUUCUUAAGGAUGUUAAAUUUCCUCUUAUGUUGGAUGUGUAUGAACUAUGUACACCAGAACUUCAAGAGAAAAUGGUUUCUUUUCGAUCAAAAUUCAAGGAUCUAGAAGAUAAAAAAGUCAAUCAACAACCAAAUACAAGUGACAAAAAAAGUAGUCCCCAGAAAGAAGUUAAGUAUGAACCCUUUUCUUUUGCUGAUGAUAUUGGCUCCAAUAAUUGUGGAUACUACGACUUACAAGCAGUGCUGACACACCAGGGAAGGUCUAGUUCUUCAGGUCAUUAUGUGUCGUGGGUGAAAAGGAAACAAGGUGAAUGGAUUAAGUUUGAUGAUGAUAAGGUCAGCAUUGUAACACCAGAAGAUAUCUUGCGGCUUUCUGGUGGUGGAGACUGGCAUAUUGCUUAUGUUUUACUCUAUGGGCCUCGCAGAGUUGAAAUAAUGGAAGAGGAAAGUGAACAGUAAUCUUCAUUCUAGCUAUUUAUGCAGGUGUGAAAUAAAUGUUAUUUGUUGAUUAUUUCUAUAAUCCAGAGCUUUAGGGGGAGAUAUUUAGGUGGUUUUAUGUUUCCCCUCUGUGGGACAGAAGAGGGCAGAAGCAGACCACUCCGUGCAUCAACCUAAAAAUUACAGGAAAGAGAAAAUCACCUUUGGAUUGUGCUGCCCUAUAUAAAGGUGGCAGAAAAACAUUUUUUAAAUGCUUAUUUCUUGCAUUAAUUUUUAAAAUUUCUGAGUUGGAAUGCCCUUGAACCAUUUCCUUCUGUGAUAAUUUUCCUCCCUGCCCUUUUCAGCCCAAAAUUGAGCAGUCAGAUGGUUUUUGCACACCUGUUCCAUAUUCUUUGUUCUUGCAUGGUUCAAACCACCAUUCGGUAGCUGUCCAUCCUUUGCCUUAUCUAACAAGUUUUCCCAGGAAGGUGGAAAAGGAAAUGAUGCCCUCAUUGCGUAACUCAGUGCUGCUGUCCACAUCCCAUGGAAACAUGGACACAAUCAAGUAUUUGUCCAGCUUGACUGUUGCUGGCUUUUCAUGACUUUAAAAUAAAUUGUGAUCAAUAAUAGUAUUUGAUUAUACAUUUAUUAUUGUGUCUCUCUCUGAUGUACUAUGGUUUGUACAUUCAACUUUGCAAUGGUUUUGUAGUAACGAACCUUAAAAAAAUGUUGACAAGCUCUGGUUGCUUAUUUUUAGAAAAUGAGGUUAUUUAAUAAGAAAUAAAAAAAAAGAGGGAUUAACA